UCUACACAGUUUCCAUCGAGAUCAGACCGACCACAAUCCACACAGCUGCUGUAGCCGCUACCACCAGUUGGUAUCAGAUAUCAGCACGCGACAUUGGAAAGCGUUGCUAGCGCACGUGUUCAUAAGCAUAUACAGAGGUUGAUAUAUUUAUGAAGUUUAGACGUGUACUGAAGCAUAACGGCCUCAAAAUGAUGCCGAGAAACUCAUCGCCAAUCAUCGAAAAAGAAGUUCUGUGUACUUAUCAGAUAAAACUAGAACGAGUACUAGGAGUGACAGUAUCCAGUAACGCAGCUUUAACAUGUGAUAACAAUGGACUCAUUGCAUAUCCUGCAGGGUGCACCGUAGUUCUUUUUAACACUCGAACUGAACAACAAAGUCACAUAAUCAACACAAGUAGAAAAACAAUAACAUCACUAGCAUUUUCUUCCUGCGGCAGAUACAUCGUUACAGGAGAAUGUGGUCACCAGCCAGCAGUGCGCGUAUGGGAUCUACAGUCAGACCCGCAAUCGGGACACCCCGGUUUAGCCCCACAACCUCAACAGGUUGCGGAGUUUGUGGGGCACAAGUUUGGAGUCAACUGUGUGGCAUUUUCUCCCACGACUAAGUACGUAGUGUCGGUCGGUACCCAACAUGACAUGAUCGUGAACGUGUGGGACUGGAAGAACAACAUCAAAGUGGCCAGCAACAAAGUCAGUACAAAAAUAAAAUCCAUAGCGUUCUCCGAGAACGGCAGUUACUUCGUCACUGUUGGUAACAGGCAUGUCAAGUUCUGGUUUUUGGAACAUGGGAAAGCAAAGUACAAAGAGGCAGUUCCCCUGAUGGGCCGAUCGGCCAUAUUGGGUGAACAGAGGAAUAACUAUUUCUGUGAUGUAGCAUGUGGUAAGGCGGCGUGCGGCGACAGCACUUAUGCCAUUACUAGGUCGGGCUUACUCUGUGAAUUUAAUAAUAGGAGACUUUUAGAUAAGUGGGUAGAAUUAAGGACAACAAGUGCCAACUGUAUAACUGUAGGUGAGAAAUAUAUAUUUGUGGGAUGUGCGGAAGGAAUCGUUAGGUGUUUCGACCCAGCCACGCUUAGGUUCAUCACUACGCUUCCUAGAAACCAUUACUUAGGCGUAGAUGUUAGCUUGGGAACUAGCAUACAACACAUGGCCACACCACCUCCUGAUGCCAAAUAUCCUGAUACAAUAGCCAUAACGUUCGAUGAAACUAAUAAUAAACUAACUUCGAUUUACAAUGAUCACUCAAUUUAUGUUUGGGAUGUGUUCAACAUUCAGAGGGUUGGUAAAUCCUUCUCUUUCCUCUACCACUCCGCUUGUAUUUGGGGUGUGGAAAUGGCUCCCCCAAACAGUCCACUGCCUCCUGGAAGCUUUCUGACAUGCAGCUCCGAUGACACAAUUAGGGUAUGGACGUUGGAUAAGAUGAACGAAAAUAAUGCUAGGGGCAUGUACCAACCAAAUAUUUAUAGCAAUGAACUGCUGAAAGUAGUGUAUAUAGACAAAGACAUGUCAUAUAUAAAAGAUCUGGAUAUAUCGGGCACAACAGAUAAGCAAGAAAAUAGUUCAUACGAUGGCAGAAAUGGUGUAAGAUGCAUACGGGUUAGUCCUGAUGGAAAACAUUUAGCGUCAGGAGAUAGGUCUGGUAAUAUUCGCAUUCACGACACCUCAACAAUGAGGGAACUAUGCAAAAUAGAAGCACACGAUGCUGAAGUUCUUUGUCUGGAGUAUUCUGACAGCAAUUUGGGUUUGAUGGCAUCAGCGUCCAGAGACAGACUGUUGCAUGUGUUUGAUACCAAGAACGGUUACGAUUUCCAGCAGACUUUAGAUGACCACUCGUCUUCCAUAACAGCUGUUAGGUUUCUGACUCAUGCUGGAAAUACGCAGAUGGUGUCGUGUGGGGCAGAUAAAAGCUUGAUAUUCAGGACUUUGGGAGAUGGAGCGGGAAAACCCCAAUUCACGAGAGCUCACAAUGCUACAGGAAAAACGACGCUGUAUGACAUGGAAGUGGAUACGGGCCAGAAACAUGUUCUUACUGCCUGUCAAGAUAGAAAUGUAAGGAUAUACAGUGUUAAUACUGGCAAACACACGAAGAGUUUCAAAGGUAGUACUGGUGAUGAUGGAACGUUAAUUAAGGUUGUGCUGGACAGAUCUGGGAUAUACCUCGCAACUUCUUGUACAGACAAGUCUUUGUCGGUAUAUGAUUACUACUCGGGUGAAUGUAUGGCAACGAUGUGCGGGCACUCGGAACUGGCGACAGGGUUAAGAUUUACGAACGAUUGUCGGAGGUUGAUUUCUGCAAGUGGUGACGGUUGCAUCUUCGUCUGGCGGGUUCCGCAUGAUAUGGUGGUCACAAUGCACGCUCGUCUCAGUCAGCAAGCGAUGAGGCAGGGAAAACGGGUGGAAAAUGAAGUUUUCAGCGAUAGCAGCACCUUCGAUUUUUACGAGGGUACUAAUACACUCGAUGUCAACUAUAGGUUCAGUAUAGGUCAGCUUCCUCAGUGGGCAAAAAAACAGUUGACGGAAGAUGCUAGUCAGCCUCCGAGCUUCGCAAAGGGCGUUGCAGUCCCUAAAGGACGGUGGGCGCAAAGGGCAGAAAAUGCCAUGGGGGUCAAAUCAUUCUACUCCACUAAUCCAUAUCCAUUUCCACCUCCAGGAGGAAUCAAAAAGCUACAUUGGCUCCUUAAACCUAGGAAUAGAAGAUUUGACUCUGACGGUGGCUCCAAAGACAGCUCGCUGGACAGCGGUACGGAAAUAAAAAAUUAUCAGGAAUCACGGAAGGAGAUUUCUGUAACAAAGGUCACGAGGAUUGAAAGCAGGAGAGGAAUAAUGACUGAUGACAGUGCUAUAGGGGAUGUUGAGUCUACGGCUCAUGAUGGGGAUAUUGAUUCUGAUAUGGAGUAUAGGCACAGGCCAAUAUACUAUCCCACACAGUCUGGAACGCAGAGUGGGAGUGAAUUCACCGUGACCAACAUCGACGCCGAGGAGCUACGCAAGUCCCAAAGAAAGAAGAAACCACCGAAAAUCCUGGUCCAACAAGCCACGUCAUCAACGUACGGCAGCAAUGACUCUGACGAUGAUGAUGACGAUGCAUCGACGCCGAGCGGUGAAAACACAGAUAGGAAUCCGAUGUCGUUGUUUUCGAUCAGCUCGGAGUCGUUGGAUCAGCUUGUCAGUAGGGAAAGGUAUUUGCAGUCUACAUUUGAGAGCAUGUCGGGGAUGGAGAAUGAAGUCAGGACGCCCAGUCACAAAAAGAUAAAAAUCUUCGAGAAGCCAAAGCCGAACAAAUCGUCCAUUUCAUCGAAGUUCCUGACGAGGUCCGGUGAACGAAACGUAGAAGCCAUUAACGCCGUGAAACAGACCAAGAGUGAUCCAGAUGCCAUUAAGAAAAGGCAGGAGUUGAAUAAGAGGAUAGCGGAAACCAAAAAGAAGUUAGAAAGUGUGGGACACUCUAGUCCCCUGAAAUACAGCCAGUCCAUCCACGACCUGUCCCACAUCCCUGAGCGUGACCGUUGGUCCAAAAAGCAAGAUGCAUGAUGGCCAUCCAAGGGUGAGAAGGCGACGAGAUGAAAGACGAUAUUCUCAAUUUUCUAUGGAAACGCAUCUGCGCUGUUGGAAUUAUGGUAUCGGAGGCUAUUGCUGAUAGAAGCAUGUCACCUUUGGUGUUCAUCAGAGGCAACAUGACCGCCGUCCGUUAUAUUCAGGAGUGUAUAUGGAAGAAAGUUCCCCUGAUAGCAGUUUGCGUAGGUCAUGCAGCUUGAGCGAUUUGAGCAUGCAGAUGCCUGUAAAUCCCAAAAGAAAGGUGGAGCAAGUUUCAGGGAAGAAAAAUAAUGCCAUAUCGAGAAGCAAUUCGCGAUACAACAAAAAUAAUUCCAUAACCAGGAGUAGGUCCAGCACAGUACUAAAUCAGUCCGAUUCGGAUCAGGAGAGCGCAGAAAAAAAGAUCAACAGGCUAAUGAGACCUACUAUUAGCUCACACAACAAAAUGAGCAAUAAAACACUACAAAACAGGAAGAAACAUUCAUACUCCACUAGUAACAUAAACACCAUUGGUACAACUGAAAACAUAUCAACGUCAGACGAAGAAUCACCUACUGCUCCGCCUAGAACUAGAAAUUACGACCAUGGUCCACCCGCCAUCGCACCACGAAGACAUCUCAACAAUAAAGAAAAAAAUAGAGCAUAUCGGCAUACCAUACAUUUCGAUGACACACUAACAAAUGAGGACUUCGAGUCACACGAGAGCUCUUCAUCAGUAGAGUUAUCAAAUCAACUGUGUGAUGACCUAGUGGACCAGCUCACUACAACAGCAGAGAAGGUAGUCAAACUCUACGAUCGCCUCAAUGAUGAUGAGGAACGUACCGACUCACAGAUGGAUCGUAUAGACAAAGUAAAAAUGUCCAUGAUCCGAACACAUAAGAUACUCCAUGACUGCAUCUUUAAGGAGCUCAAGCAGAACCACGGAGAUAACAUCUAACAGAUUAGGCUAAGCCAUACUUAAGACAGCACUAGCUAGCUGCAAUUAAACGUACCCAUUGUCAGAACCAUCAAAUGAAUGAUCAAUUGGUAUCCUAUCAAUGUGAACUCCCCAAGACUGGCCUGCUUAGCAAAGUUACGUAUGUCUUUGAGUCUCGUCUCUUUAACAGCCAGAGGAUCCAACAUAAUGGACUCCAGUAUAGUCUGUGUGUAGACCAGGAGUGGACGUGAAUCAGACUGACACAGUGAAAAAACUGAAUGAUUUGGUAUCUAAAGGCGCCAGUGGUCCGAACUCAGUGAUAAACAUCAUGGAGCAAUAUUCAGACAUAUUGCUGGACAUGGUGCAACAGAAAAUACACAAUUCCAAUAUUUGACAUCCGCUCAGUGUCAACUUUGAGUUGAACUGUUGAAAAACAUUAUGCGAUUAUAUACGGUUUGCUACAGUUUUGAUUACUUCUAAAUUAAUCCACAACUCUCUAUUCUUGCUCAUGAAGAUUGAAGAAAUUUAAAGCAUCAAUAAUAUUUCCAUAUUUUAAGUGUGGUUAAUUUAGUAUUAGGUAGUAAAUUGUAGCAAAUCCACUACAAAGUGGAAGUUUUGAGUGAAAGUCGGAGUGACGUGCGUCCCAAUAGUAAACAUCAGAAAUAGAAUGCCACUCAGUCUGAGCUCUUAUACUGUGAUUCUUUCAAGACAUUUUAUCCCUUGCUAUUUAUAUGUGCAAUUCACACAAAUUAUUAUGUACUUACUACAUGUUAGCCGUUAUACAAGUUACAUUAGAACAGGGUGUUUUAGCACACUGCUUCAGAGAAAAGGGGGUAAGUUUGUCUGCAGGCUAUCUCACCAUCAUCAUGUAGGGUGUAGGUUACAUAGAUAAUGAACGAUCAUAGUGUGUACUUUUUGUUAUUUGGAAAAUUGGUCUGCUGAUAAGUGCUAUCAAUCCUUUAUAUUGUUAAAGUGUGGCAUGACCCUGUACUUAGACUGACAAAAUUAAAAUGAUACUUUGACAAUUUUGCUUUAGCCGCUGUAAGUCUAUACCUUUAGUUGGAUUCUCAGAACCACUGUUGUUAGUUACACCUUCAGAAAUCAAUCACAAAUAUUAUAAUGUCUGUUAGAUGCUGUCAGUGAACGAAGUGUACAAUGUGAAGCUCAAUUACUUGCUGUUUUUGGGCUUAUUGGCCGUAAGUGGUUUUAACACCCUAUAAUAUCACAUGUUAUAAAGCUAAUUGGACAAGUAUCGUUUUGAUUUUGAAAUUUCACCAGAAGUGACCAUAAUAAUUUGUAUGCGAGUUAACAGAUUAUUAUUUAUAAAAGCCAUCGAUUUUAUGUAUUAUAUUUUUUUAUCAGUGUCAAGUGAUGUAGCUUUCUUUUAUUUACAAAGCAUUGUUAAGUAUGGUUUGUUAAAAAAUUAGUAGCAAAUUGGAUAAUAGUAGAUAGACAGAUAUUUGAUAUCACUGUUGCCAGCCACACAAAUACAAUCAGAUGACCAUUUUAAAUUCUAAAUUCAUAGACUUCUAACGAUUUGAUGUCUUACAAUGCAUUUUUUACUCAGUUGAUUCUCGUCAUGCUUAUAUAAGUGCUAAUGUUAAAAGUGAUUACAAAUCCCGAACUAAUAUAACUGACAAGAUAUCAUCACUGAAUAUUUAUAUCAAAAUAAUUAUCCUGCAAUUUGUUCACAUUAUGAAAAACGACACUGUAUUUUUCUUUUUUUAGUAAAAACAACAUAUUUAGAGCUUAGAACUGCUGCUUUUACAUUUUUUCUUAAAUCAUUUUAUACAACAAAGGAAUUCGUUCAAUACCUGAAAACACAACGCGCGUGAUUGGCGAGAUGGUGUUGCUAUUUAUUUGCUCUGCACUUGUUAAGUGGCUAGCAAAUAUACAGCAUUCAAAUAUUAUUCCGAUAUCUGAUCUAUAGGAAUGUUUAUUAUUUUUGUAAAUUUCAAUUUUUGAAUACGUGUGGUUCAUGCUACUAAUUUUAAAUGUAUGUUAUGUAAAAAAAAACAUUCCAUGAUAGUCGGCUGUUUCCGUAAUAAAUGUACUGAAAGGGCAGUAUCGCCAAAUCUACGAAAUUUGUUGUGGUAUGUCAUCCAUGUGUUAUACCAAAUUAGGCUAAUUUUAGAAACAAUUAUCGGAAUUUUACAAGGAAUUUUUAUCGCGGAAUUGUGGCGCUUCCUUUAUUUGACCUUUAUAGUAGUCCUGGAAUUAUGCAAAAAUAUUUACUCCUUAUAAAACAUGCUGGAUAUUAACAGGGAUUUCUAUAUGUUUGCUCUUUUUCAAUAAACGAGAACAUACUUGGAGGAAUGCAAUAGUUGUCAACGUCAAUCUGUCAAAAUAUUUUGCAAAUCAGCAGCUAAUAAAUUUGAAGUUGCAACUAUUUUUUGAAGUAUCUUCACCUUUGAACUGUCGUCAUUUUUUAUAAUAUUUAUACUAAACUGAAGUUAAUUUCCAGCAUUUUAUUCUGUCCAUUACUACCGUCUUUAAUGUUUGCAACAAUUCCAGAGAAACUUUAUAGUGUAUUUUACUAAUUAUCUUUCCUGUGUAACUGAAAUAUCCUAAUGCGUCUAGUAUUUGUAUAAUAAUUAUGUUAAAUAUGCUAACAACUUGACAAUGUGAAUUGUUUCUGUGUAUAGUGUAUGUUAUUUAAUGUUAACUUUUUUAAUUUUUUUUAGCAUAUGAAACCGUCAAUUUUAUGAUAAGCUCAUCAUUAUGGUAAACUAAAGAUUCGUAACCAUCAGACUGUAUUAAUAAUUGUAAUUUCCUAAUAAAUAAUUACAAAAC
Acanthoscelides obtectus is the source of this 7242-nucleotide messenger RNA. Lineage: Eukaryota; Metazoa; Arthropoda; Insecta; Coleoptera; Chrysomelidae. The record is from the annotation of a GenBank genome assembly.